UUGAAUAGUGACUGGGAUAUUGAGGCGACUGGGAACAGGUGUGUGAGUGGGAGGGGAAGCUAUAGGUGAUUACAAGUGAAAACAGGUGAUUGACAGGAGGAACGUUCAUGGACGUGUGGUGGGAGGAUGGAAAAGAGCUCAGUUUCAACGUGGAUCAUGGGUAUCUGGAGGGUCUGGUUCGAGGGAUGAAGGCUGGAAUUCUGACUCAGAUUGACUAUAACAAUCUGGCCCAGUGCGACACACUCGAAGACAUGAAGCUGCACCUGCAGAGCACAGACUACGGUAAACUGCUGUCCUCGUCCGAAGACGACCUGACUGUGUCUCUGGUGGACAACAAGCUGAGGGAGAACCUGGUGACUGAAUUCAGCUGCCUGCGCUCCAACGCCCUGCCUCCGCUCUCCACCUUCCUCGACUAUAUAACCUACAGCUACAUGAUCGACAAUGUGGUGAUGCUGAUCACCGGGGCCCUGAAACAGAGAGAUGUGGCAGAGCUCCUCCCGCGCUGUCACCCACUGGGAGCUUUCGACCAAAUGGCAGCGGUGGGCAUCGCUCGCACCCCAACUGAACUGUAUUCGGCCAUCCUGGUGGACACACCGCUAGCUCAGUUUUUCCAGGAUGCUGUAUCUGAGUCCAACCUGGAUGAAAUGGAGGCUGAGAUCCUGAGAAACAAAUUGUAUAAGGCUUAUUUAGAGUCUUUUCACUCUUUCUGCAAGAACAUCGAUGGUGCCACAAAGGAUAUCAUGUGUCCUGUCCUGGAGUUUGAGGCAGACAGGCGGGCCUUCAUCAUCACGGUGAACUCUUUCGGGACAGAUCUCAGUGGUGCAGAUAGAAGUGCUCUGUAUCCGUCCUGUGGCAAACUUUACCCCGAAGGCCUGCAACUGCUGGCCAGGGCAGAGGACCACGAGCAGGUCAAAGCUGUGGCCGACUGUUAUCCCGACUAUAAAAUCAUUUUUGAUGACCCUGAGCCGGGAUCAGAUCUUAAGACUCUGGAGGACAGAUUCUUUGAACAAGAGGUGAAGCUCAACGCACUUGCUUUCCUGCAGCAGUUCCACUUCGGAGUAUUUUACUCCUACAUCAAACUGAAGGAGCAGGAGAGUCGCAACAUUGUCUGGAUCGCUGAGUGUGUCACACAGAGACAGAAGUCCAAGAUACACAACUACAUACCCAUCUUCCAGGGAACAAAUUAACUGAGCGAUGAAGAGAAAUACAAACAAACAUAUUUCACAUACGUAGUGUACAACAAUGUAAUAAAUGCACUUAAUCAAACUGUAUAAAAAUAUUUGUUGAUCUCUUUAUGGUCAAAGUUUGGUUGUGAGGAUUAGUUACUGUGGUUGCACUAAAGUCAGUCACAAAUAUCUUCAGUGUUUGCACUACAGACCACAGAAAAUACAAAACAGAGGCCUUGUGAUUCAUAAUAAUAAUUAAUACUUGCUAUAGUUAGUAUGUCCACAUUCACAUUACUGCAAAACAAAGUGUACAUUACCAGAGGUAUAAUAUUGUAUUACUAUACAAUAGGGUACAAAAUAUAAUAAAAAAUGUAUGCAUAUAAUUAAUGUAGUACAACCAGUGGUAUGAGAGUGUAAAUGUGUCUGUUUUAGCAGCUAACAGGGUCGUACAUCACACAUCUCU
This is a messenger RNA of Seriola aureovittata, 1629 nucleotides long. RefSeq names its product V-type proton ATPase subunit d 1-like. Lineage: Eukaryota; Metazoa; Chordata; Actinopteri; Carangiformes; Carangidae. Gene Ontology annotation, molecular function: proton-transporting ATPase activity, rotational mechanism. Gene Ontology annotation, cellular component: early endosome; lysosomal membrane; plasma membrane proton-transporting V-type ATPase complex. The coding region runs from base 108 to 1187 and encodes 359 amino acids. The record is from RefSeq and is a predicted model, not a curated record. Gene Ontology annotation, biological process: proton transmembrane transport; vacuolar acidification; vacuolar transport. The transcript is spliced from 9 exons.